Messenger RNA from Gorilla gorilla gorilla (western lowland gorilla), 2338 nucleotides. RefSeq names its product leucine rich adaptor protein 1 like (gene LURAP1L). The transcript has 2 exons. NCBI's taxonomy places the organism in Eukaryota, Metazoa, Chordata, Mammalia, Primates, Hominidae. Gene Ontology annotation, biological process: positive regulation of canonical NF-kappaB signal transduction. Bases 761 to 1447 code for a protein of 228 amino acids. The record is from RefSeq and is a predicted model, not a curated record.
GGGUUGGUCCUGGUUUGGUCCACCUGCCAGCGGAGUUUAAAGUUUCCGAGGCUCAGAGGAACACAAUGACUUGGAUCAAACAGACUAAAUGGGAAGAAGGACAUUUUUGCUGCAUCAAGGAAGCCGUUAAACUCCUGCUAAGCUAACUAGCUCUUUUUUAUGGGUCCAUGCACACGACCGAACUCCUCUUUCACUGACCACAGAUUAUUUCUGACAAUCCAGGAUAUCCCGAAAGCUUGGAGGCAUAUGGCUGGAAAAUGAAACGACCCAGGACAUCGUUUCUGGCUGCAUCAUUAUUUUGUGUCGCGUAGUACCAGAUGGGCAGUCAGUGAGCGGCGCAGGGAUGUGAACGGACGGUUUUAUAAUGUGAAAAUUUUCCCUUGGUAAAGCUAAAACAGAUUUAAUUUCCCUCUCUUUUCUUUCACUACUUCCCCCUCUUUAUUCCCCCUCUGUCUGCAAUAUCAGUGAACUCAACUUUGCAGUGAGGUGGCCAAAAAGAGAGAGAAUGAGGAGAUCUUGAUCAUCUUAGUGUCGGAGGAGUCGCAGCGGACUGGGAACUGCAGCUGCGACCCCCCACGUCCUGUGCGGAUUUCAGGGCUGAUACCGCGUAGGCGGUUAUGGAAAGGACGGUACACCGGAGCGGCGGAGGAUAGAGACCCUGGCCCCCGGAGGGGUCUGCUGAUUUCGCAGCAGCCUUCGAAGCCGUGGCUGCCUCUCAUCUGCUGCGUUUUAUUACUAUUAUCGCCGUUCCGGAAAAGUCAUGGAAGACAGCCCGCUGCCAGACCUCAGAGACAUCGAGCUGAAGCUGGGGCGCAAAGUACCCGAGAGUCUAGUGCGCUCUCUCCGUGGGGAGGAGCCGGUUCCCAGGGAAAGGGACAGGGACCCCUGCGGGGGGAGCGGUGGUGGUGGUGGCGGCGGCGGCGGCUGCAGUAGCAGCAGCAGCUACUGCAGCUUCCCUCCCUCCUUGUCGUCCUCCUCUUCGUCCUCCCCAACCUCUGGCUCCCCACGAGGUAGCCACUCUAGCGCCCUGGAGAGGCUAGAAACCAAGCUUCACCUCCUCAGGCAAGAGAUGGUUAACCUCAGAGCCACAGACGUCAGGCUCAUGCGCCAGUUGCUUGUAAUCAAUGAGAGCAUCGAGUCCAUCAAGUGGAUGAUCGAAGAAAAAGCCACCAUUACCAGCAGAGGCAGCAGCCUCAGUGGCAGCCUGUGCAGUCUGUUGGAGAGUCAGAGCACCUCCUUACGUGGCAGCUACAACAGCCUACACGAUGGCAGUGAUGGGCUGGAUGGCAUUUCCGUGGGAAGUUAUCUGGACACGUUGGCAGAUGAUGUCCCAGGCCAUCAGACCCCUUCAGACUUGGACCAAUUCAGUGACAGCUCCCUAAUAGAGGACUCACAGGCACUACACAAGCGUCCUAAAUUGGAUUCUGAAUACUACUGCUUUGGCUAGUGACACAGUUUUUUGCAUGGGACUGGUGUGCAAUUAACUUGUAUUUAUCCUUCUUCUCCGCUGCUAUAUUUUUGGUGUGAUUUUUAUUUUAAUAAGAUGACCUUUUUAAAAGAAGCUGAUUUUGAAACUGCUUAAUGGUAUUUCUGUUGCUCCUAAUACUUCUCAUCUGAACUGAUUUAUUUUUCUCUGUUACAUCUCUAUUUUUUAUUUAUUACAAUGAUUUUCUCCCUUCUUUUACAGUAGCACAAACAAAGUAGGGGGAAAAGAAUAAGCAAUAAUUAUGUUUUUGCUUUUGUUUUCAGAACGAUGGGUCAGGGAUUACAAGAAAAACUUUGCUAAAUUUUACAAUAAACCAAAGUCUGAUAACAGUUAAUGUUGCUGCUUGUGUUCUUAAAUGACUUAAGGUUUCAUCUUCCAGAAGAUAUUGAGAUAUAUUACUGUUUGCAGAUAAAUAUCCCAAUAGCCUACUAUCAGCAGCCUUCUACUGCUUCCCUAAAGCAGAACUGUUAUUCAUUUAAGAAGUCUAAUAUGAUAUACAUUCAUCCUAGUAUAAAUAAAUAAUCUCUAAGUGUUCUGAAAUGGAAUAUUUAACGCACAUAGACAGUGGAUAUUUAGUUUAAAUAUAAUGUUAUUAAUCCUCUGCAUUUCUUUUAUCUUGAUAACUCCCAGUGAGGGAAUCUAAUUAAGAUUUCAUGCUGUUCUUUGUAACGAUAAAUGUUUCUGGACUAAACACUCUAUAAUACAAAUCAAAAAAUCUUCCUUCUUAUAACUGAGAAAUGUUUCACCCAAAUUUCCUUUGUUAUUAUAUAUUUACUACACAUGUUGAAUUUAUUAUUGUUUAUUUCCAAGGCAUGUAUUAUUCAAUUUCUAAUUAAAAUAUAUCAGGGCUUA